ACGGCCACGGAGUCGGUGACGGUCAAGCGAGAGUGAGAGAGUGAGAGCGAGAGAUGAUCCUCUUCAGAGCGAGCUCGCUCUUCGGCUUCCUAAUCUUGGUCAGCGGAUUCCGGGAGUACGGGAGGCCAGAGCUGAUCGAUCUGCGGGAGGAGGUACGGUCCAUGUUCGAUUACGCCUACUCCGGCUACCUGAUGCACGCCUAUCCGUACGACGAGCUGCGUUCCCUGAGCUGCGACGGCUUUGACACCUGGGGCAGCUUCUCCCUGACCCUGAUUGACGCCCUGGACACGCUCGCGGUCAUGGGCAACUUCUCAGAGUUCCGGCGCGUCGCCGAGCUGAUCAGCAUGCGGGUGAACUUCGAAGCCAACAUCAACGUGUCGGUGUUUGAGACGAACAUACGGGUGGUCGGUGGGCUGUUGAGCGCCCACCUGUUGUCGCGCAAAGCCGGCGUUAAACUCGAGCCCGGCUGGCCAUGCAACGGCCCGUUACUGCGCCUUGCCGAGGACAUGGCCAAGAGGCUGAUCGCCGCGUUCGAUACGCCCACGGGGAUGCCGUAUGGCACAGUCAAUCUCAAGUACGGCGUGCCGGAAGGUGAAACCAGCAUCACGUGCACCGCUGGCAUUGGCACCUUCCUGUUGGAAUUCGGCACCCUCUCCAGGCUGACCGGUGAUCCACUGUACGAGGAAGUGGCUAUGAACGCCAUAAAAGCGCUGCACUACUACAAAUCCAACAUCGGCCUAGUUGGCAAUCAUAUAGAUGUCCUAACUGGCCAUUGGACCGCUCAGGAUUCUGGUAUUGGCGCCGGAGUGGAUUCCUACUUCGAGUACCUGGCGAAGGGUACGCUGUUGUUUCAGGAUCCCCUGCUGGCCUCGAUAUUCCAAGAGCAUAGGCGGGCUAUAGAGAAGUACAUUCGUCGAGAGGAUUGGCAUCUGUGGGUCUCCAUGACCAAGGGUCAAGUGACUCUGCCAGUCUUUCAGUCCCUAGACGCGUACUGGCCUGGCGUGUUGAGCCUCUUUGGCGAGAUCGGGGAUGCGAUGAAGUCCUUGCACAAUUACCAUCGCGUAUGGAAGCAGUUUGGAUUCACCCCGGAAUUCUAUAAUAUACCGCAGGCCGAGGCGGGGACCAACAGGGAGGGCUAUCCACUGAGGCCCGAGCUCAUAGAGUCUGUCAUGUAUCUUUACAGGGCGACCAGGGAUCCGUAUCUGAUCCAGGUAGGAGUAGACAUUCUGAGGAGCCUGCAGCACAGCGCGAAGACUACAUGCGGCUACGCGACCAUCAAUGACGUCCGGGACCAUCGCAAGGCGGACCGAAUGGAAUCCUUCUUCCUCGCGGAGACCACUAAGUACCUGUACCUUCUCUUCGACAUUGACAACUUUAUUCACAACACUGGCUCCGAGGGUGAGAUAAUCAACACUCAGUGGGGUCAGUGCGUGGUGGACGCCGGUGGAUAUAUCUUCAACACCGAGGCCCAUCCGAUCGAUCCCGGCGCUCUUUAUUGUUGCCAUCCGGCGCAGGAAAUCUUUCCGGACAAGAGGCCGAUCCUGAAGAGAUUCCUCCCGACGCAGGACCCAUUGAUGGAUGACACGUCGACGAACGAGCCUCACCACGAGAAAGAUACCGCUAACAAGAAUUCAGAUAUGCUGCCAAUCACGAUAGUGAAGCUGUCCGAGAUCAGGCACUCUGCGAGCGAAAAGAAGGAUGCUUUCAAUGAGAGUGCCUCUUCGUCGACGAACAGUUCGUCGAUGAGUCCGCCGACGGAUUCCGUCGAGCAUGAGGAAAACGCGAAGGUCGAGGAAGCGGAGAAGUCGAAUAGAAGCGCGAGCUCGAGCGUUCGUUUGCCGACGACGCAGGUGCUCGCGCCCUCGUCGACGAUCUAUAAGGCCGACGAUAGCGACGGUCCCGAUGGUUUCGAGUCUCCGAUACUGUCGAACGAACAAUACUCCACCAACGCCAGGCUCAGAGCGACGGAGGCCGGCGCGCAACGAAAUGCUACUCCGAGUCCCGCCAAGGCGAGAUUCGAGCCGCAGAUAAUGCUGGAGAACAUCAGACGCGGCAAUCUCUAUCCGACCAACGUCACAGCGAGACAGAACUAUCAGAUCCUAUCCUGUCAAGCUCAACCAUUCCUACAACGAAUGUCGAUCAUAGGAGAAUUUUUCUAAGACUAACGCGCCAGGAAGGACGCUCCGAGGAAUCUAAUUUCUGGAAAUCUGUUACGGAGACUCUCAAAGUAUUUUUGAUUCGCGCUGUGUCUUUGUUACAAGAAUGGAAUUCUACGCGGACCUCUGUGUCUCGCGUACGUUGUACUUUAGGAUAUAUUCCUGUGAUAUAUAUAAUAAUUGUUGUUGUAUAGUUUCUAAUAAAUAUAAGAUAUUGCAAGUA
Solenopsis invicta (red fire ant) is the source of this 2379-nucleotide messenger RNA. RefSeq names its product ER degradation-enhancing alpha-mannosidase-like protein 2 (gene Edem1). Gene Ontology annotation, molecular function: mannosyl-oligosaccharide 1,2-alpha-mannosidase activity; calcium ion binding. NCBI's taxonomy places the organism in Eukaryota, Metazoa, Arthropoda, Insecta, Hymenoptera, Formicidae. The coding region runs from base 54 to 2159 and encodes 701 amino acids. Gene Ontology annotation, biological process: mannose trimming involved in glycoprotein ERAD pathway; carbohydrate metabolic process; endoplasmic reticulum mannose trimming. The transcript has a single exon. The record is from RefSeq and is a predicted model, not a curated record. Gene Ontology annotation, cellular component: endoplasmic reticulum; membrane.